AUGGGUAUUAAGAUUGAGCUUGAACGAAAACCGAUGGGACAACGCAUAGCAAAACACCACAUGCAGGCUGGAGUUAGACUCUAUCACCAACGGCAUCACCAGCAAGCUAUUGCCCAUUGGCGUUCAGCGCUCAAACGGCUCACAAAUCCCGAGGACAGAUUCGCAACCUUAGGCUAUAUGGCUCAAGCAUAUUGUGAUGCAAGUAAUUACGAUUCAAUGCUUCAGUAUGCUUUACAGCAAAUGGAGUUAGCCAAUGCCCUACAGGACGAGCAUUUCAAAAGUGAAGCGUUUCUUAAUCUAGCAAAAGCUUACGAAAAACUUGCUGACUAUAGUAAAGCAAUCAGCUACAGUAAAGCAAGCUUACAACAUCCAAGUAUGGAUCCCCGAACUCCCGGGUAUGCACACUUAGCAAUGGCUCUCUCACAAUUAGGUUUAAGCCAAUUCCAAGCUAGUCUUGAAGCUUUCGAGAAAUCUAUGAAUAUUGCUAAUUCUACGUCUGAUAAACUUUUAGAAUUGCAAGUCUGUGUCGGGCUUGGAAUGCUUUUCACCUGCCUCAGAGAUUUGUCGAAAAGCCUAAUUUUUUUACGAAAUGCCUUAGCGAUUCUGCAAAGUGUAACUGUCGAUCAUGUUCACGCCAAAUAUAGAAGUGUUACGCUUUGCCAAUUGUCUGUAGUUUUAAGAUUGAAAGGUCUGCUUGCAGAUGCCAAAGAAGCAUGUGAUGAAGCACUACACCUAUCAUCUGAAACGGGUAAUCGCUCUGUCUAUGCUCGAUGUCUUUGUUCGAUGGCUGAUAUAUUUAGGGAACUAGGCGAAACCGAAGCGAAAGAAACGAUAAUUAAAAGCUGGACACGUUAUGAAGAAGCGUAUCGAAUUAUGCGACAAACUAAUGAUCGUAUGGGGGAAGUUGUGGUGCUUGGGAGUAUGGCAAGGACGGCGUCUGAAAGUCGUAGUCAUUAUACUGGCCAGUGUGAAUGUCAGGCUAUUCAACUAAACAAGAAAUGUUUAGAAGUGGCAAAGACGAUUGGAUGUAAGUACGCCAUGCUAAAAUGCCAUCUGAGGUUACAAGAUCUUUACAACCAGCUUUCCGAUGAUGACAGCGAAGAGACGGCUAAAGAAGCUGUCACUUCCUUGACUCAAGAAAUGGAGCUCUUUUGUAACUUUUGUGGACAGUGCUACGGGCUCGAGGAAGACUCACUUCAGGCUCUUCGGUGUUCUCACAUCUUUCACGAGCAGUAA
Molecule: messenger RNA, 1236 nt
Organism: Enterobius vermicularis (human pinworm)
Lineage: Eukaryota; Metazoa; Nematoda; Chromadorea; Rhabditida; Oxyuridae
Source: the annotation of a GenBank genome assembly